AUGGCCAGCAAGGAAGCCGGGCAGGCAUUCGCCCCGGUCCUGGCGGCUGUCGCGACAAUGCAGGGGAAUGUGUCUAGGUCUGACAAGACUCAGGCUCAUGAAUUUCUUGAGAAGUUCCAGAAAUCGAUUGAGGCUUGGACCACCACCCAUGCUUUGUUACAGUCCCCCGAUGUACCAAUCGAAGCCAAAUUGUUCGCCGCGACUACACUGAAGGGAAAGAUUAUCUUUGAUCUCGAUCAACUUGAUCCCGAUUCGGUAGUGGCGCUCCGAGAUUCUGUCUUGCACCUGUUGGUGGGAUUUGCGGCGGGCCCGCGCCCUAUCCAGACCCAGCUAUGUGUUUGUUUAUCCAGUCUAGCGAUCCAGAUGCUAGGAUGGAAAGAUGUUCUGGGUACUGUUGGAGCGGCUUUGGGCAACACCGCAGGAGACUGCGUGCUUGAAUUCUUGAAGAUCUUGCCCGAAGAAGUUACUGAGGGGCGCAAGAUCAACCUCAGCGAGGAGGAACUGCUUGAUAGAACACAGACUUUGUUAGAAGGAAAUGCGGAAGCAGUUCUAACUUUGUUGGUUCAAUAUGCUCAAUCGUCGCCUUCCGCCGCAAACAACCCUCGUCUCCUCGACUGUAUCACUUCGUGGCUUCGUGAAAUUCCCGCGGCCAGAAUUGUUGAGACACCUCUACUCAUGGAUGUUAUCUUCGGGGCGCUGGACAAUGAUAACUCUUUCGAUGCUGGUGUCGAUUGUGUCUGCACACUUUUCCGCGAUACCAAGGACGUGGACGAGUCUUUGGCCGUUAUUCAAGCCCUGUACCCGCGACUUAUGGCACUCCGCCCCAAGAUUGCCGAAACUGCUGAGGCCGAGGAUUUGGAGGCUUUCAAGGGUAUCACAAGGAUAUUUGCUGAGGCCGGUGAAUCAUGGGUUGUCCUCGUUGCACGUAUGCCCAAUGAGUUCCAGGAUCUUGUUGAAGCGCUCCUCGAGUGCUGUGCACGCGACUGGGAACGGGAUGCAGUGUCCUUGACCUUCAUUUUCUGGUACGAGGUCAAGCAAUACAUUACCCUGGACCAAUACGCCAACGCCCGCGCCACUUUCCAGCCCAUAUUCUCCCAGUUGGUGGACAUCAUGGUGAAGCACCUCGAGUUCCCCACCCCAGACGAAGGGGAGACAGAUUUGUUCGCUGGAGACCGCGAACAAGAGGAAAAGUUCCGUCAGUUCCGUCAUGCCAUGGGUGAUGUGCUCAAGGACUGCUGUGCUGUUGUGGGUGUGAACAAUUGCCUUGCUAAAAUCUACCAAUUGAUUCAGCAGUGGGUUGCCAAGUAUGCGUCACAGGCUAGCCAUGAGCAUGUUCCUCACUGGCAGGAAUUGGAGGCUCCUCUUUUCGGUCUUCGCGCAAUGGGCCGCAUGGUCGAUCCCGAAGAAAGCACUAUUCUCGGAGAAUUGAUUCCUCUCAUUGUCCAGAUUCCGGAUCAGGAGAAAGUCCGAUUCCAGGCAAUAAUGGCACUGGCCCGUUACACUGAAUGGACCGCUCUCCACCCUGAAACUUUGGAGGCUCAACUUAACUACGUGAUUUCAGGAUUUAGCCACGCCUCUCAGGAAGUCGUGCAGGCCUCCGCCCUUGCAUUCAAAUUCUUGGGCACGGACUGCCAAAAGCUCUUGGGUGGCCACGUCGUUCAGCUCCAUACCUUCUUCGAGUCGGUUCUCGACAAAUUGAAGCCCGCCAGUCAAGAGGAGGUGACUGAGGGCGUUGCCGCUGUGGUCUCGGUCCAGCCUCAUGAGAAAAUUUACGAGUCUUACAAGAUGUUCUGCGACCCCAUCAUGGACCGAAUUAUGAGAUUAGCCAACAGCGCACAGAACGAAGCAGACCAGCGAGCCGUGGCUGAUCAUCUACAGCUGAUUACCAUAUUUGUGCAGGUGGUUACUCCCAUUCUCGCACCGGGUGAAGAAAACCCUGCCGUUAAAUACUGCGGCGAAAUUCUGCCCAUAAUGACCACGAUUGUCAUGAACUUUACGUCUUCCACGCCUAUUCUCGAGCGUGUGUGCCGAUGCUGGCGAUACAUGAUUAUCUCUUACCGCACUGGCAUGAUUCCCCUUCUUCCAGCUCUGGCCGAGAGCAUCGCCAAUGGCUUCCAGGCCUCCCGCGAAGGUUGCUUCCUGUGGGCCACGGAUGCUGUGGUGCGGGAAUUUUCCGAUGGAGCCGAGUACGUCGACCAAGCCACCAGUGAUGCGGUCUUCCAGUUCUACGAGCAGCAGGCCAUUGCAUUCCUGCGGAUCAUGAACGAUCUCGCCCCCGAGAACUUGCCCGAUGUGAUAGAGGAUUUCUUCCGCCUGUCCUCCGAUGCCGUCCGAUACUACCCUAAAAAGUGCAUCAGCUCGUCCCUUGCCAUUCCCAUCUUCUCUGCUGCUCUCAGCGCCCUCACACUUCAACAAGUCGAACCCCUCAUUGCUACGCUUCAUUACUACCGGGAUCUCUUCGGCUUUGCAUUCGAGAAGCCUAUGGUCUCCCAAUUCACCAGUCCGGAAGGUCAACCUUAUGUCACUCCGCCUGAGGUCCGCGAGGCGGUGAAGGCAUUGAUCCUCUCGCAAGGCCAGCUUUUGGCCCAACGCGUUCUGACCGGUAUGAUGUUUACUUUCCCCGGCGACUGCUUCCCCGAUGCGUCAGGAGUCGUCAUGACUAUGUUCGAACUCUUGCCUCAAGAAACCGGUCAAUGGCUGCAAACCACCCUGCAGAUGCUCCCACCCGGCUCAUUGAAGCAAGGCGAGGGCGAGAAGCUCCUCAAGAACGUCUCAGACAAAGUCCAUUCUGGAGAGAACCGCAAAAUCCGUGCCCUCCUUCAAGACUUCACAAACUCAUACCGCCGCCGCAAUGUGGCCCCACGGGAUGGACUCGGUCGACUAGAGGCCACUCGGUUCCGAUUCAGCGGCUGA
This is a messenger RNA of Penicillium soppii, 2913 nucleotides long. Its product is annotated as mRNA transport regulator MTR10. Bases 1 to 2913 code for a protein of 970 amino acids. Gene Ontology annotation, biological process: protein import into nucleus. Gene Ontology annotation, cellular component: nuclear membrane; cytoplasm. The record is from RefSeq and is a predicted model, not a curated record. The transcript is spliced from 6 exons. Gene Ontology annotation, molecular function: small GTPase binding. NCBI's taxonomy places the organism in Eukaryota, Fungi, Ascomycota, Eurotiomycetes, Eurotiales, Aspergillaceae.